Messenger RNA from Acanthopagrus latus (yellowfin seabream), 3094 nucleotides. RefSeq lists its product as uncharacterized. Gene Ontology annotation, biological process: response to bacterium. The coding region runs from base 1994 to 3019 and encodes 341 amino acids. Lineage: Eukaryota; Metazoa; Chordata; Actinopteri; Spariformes; Sparidae. The transcript has 9 exons. The record is from RefSeq and is a predicted model, not a curated record.
AAGCUCAGUCUCGUCUGUGAGAAGCGGAGAAAAGAAAAGUUUAUGUCAUUUGGCACUCAAAUUUGUUGCGAUGACAUCCCCGAAGUUUGUCUUCCAUCUGACAUGUUUGUUCCUGUGGAUAGCGGAAAGGAGUGGGGACAGCUUGACUUCGUCAUGUUUCACUACAAGAAUUCAGUUGAACAAACAGCUUCCUGGACAGAAAUUAUGGCUCAGCGUUACGUGCCACAACCUUACAAUAAAUGGCACCUCUCACUGUGAACUCGUGGACAAACUUAACCUGACAAGCACAAAUUUGACCAUCUUAGACUCAGUUACUUCCACCUGUGAAUAUUCAGUUUCAUACAAGAAUGGGAGUAUUAAUUUCACUGUAGAAGACAGGACCAAUCCGGACUCUGAGUAUAAGUUUUUCGUGUACAUCUUGAGUGGAGCUUUGGCAUUCACCUCCCUCCUGGUUGUUUUACUGGCUUGCACAGUGAUCAAGAUGAAGAGGAGAAACAGUUUCAGACUCCAAGAUUCUCAAGCGAGAUCGUCAGCUCCCUCCACAGCAAAUGAUGUAAGUUCCCAAGAGGCAGACGGCCUCCAUUAUGCGACUGUAAGUUUUAACCAGCGCGACGGAUCAGGACGACAGAGGGAGAACAACACCGUUAAUGAGUGCGUCUACUCCAGUGUGAGGCCGUAGAACUGGACAUGUGUCUUUUCCACUUCUUAAGUAAGACUGUAUUUGUUACUUUUAAAGUAAAUUUAAAAUGUAGACCUUGAGGUGAAUCUUUUAUUUUAUUAUUUUUUUUUCUUCCCAUUGCUCUGUUAUCACCGAGGUGAUAAGAUUAGUUAAGGUUUAGCAAUAUUCACAUGGACGGCCCUGUACCCUCUAGUGUUAUCGUUGUCACCUCAGAGUAAAGUCUCUAUCAAAUCAAACCAGUACAUUUUUUUAAGGUCAGAUUAAUUGAUGCUGCCCAAGAGACACACACACAGCUUUUAAGGAUGUCAUUGUCUGUUUUGUUUUGCCAACAGUGGCUUUUUCAGCACCCCUGUAAAUGUUCUUGUAUGCACAUUUUUUUUGUUAUUAAAGGUCACACAUGUAUGAACUUCUGUCUGAAACCAUGUGAAACCCUUAUACGUGCGUAGCAUCCUGUAAGCGUGACCUGGGAAAAGGUUGAAAGUGAAAAAAUGGCAUCCUCCAUGUUGAUUUACACAGGGCUCUGGCGUUUUUAGAGCAAAAAUAACUGCCUAAAGAUGGCUGCCAAGGGCCAAGACUCCUCUAAAAGGACUUUGGUUUUGAGUGUGACGGUGACACAAUCUAGGGAGGAAAUAGAUGCACUCAAGCUUUUUUUUGGUAGACCUUGAGGAAACUGUGCGCUCUGUUGUGUCACGUAGGUAGUUUAUGUGAAACUACACUUCCUGUGUGUUGUGCCCAGCGUACAGAGGCAGAUGCCGACGUGCUGCACAUGCAGCAAGUGUUGACCAGAUGUUACAUGGCCAAAACCUUUAUGAGGUACUAGUUGUUACGCAUGAUAAAAUGUGUUGUCUCUCUUUUGGUAAUCAACAUAAAAAUGACGCAAUGAAGCAUGCAGUACUCUUGGCGUGAUGACCCUUUAAUCCCCAUGCUUUUUGUAGUGUCUUCUCUUUUUGAGCGGCCCCUUUUUGUGGUUUCCAGCAGGACGCAAGGGUGCCUCUCGCACGGAUAUCCCUUAAAGCAUACAGUAAGAUUCAAAUGCAGCAGGUCAAAUUCAUAGAAUAAUGUCGACUCUGGGAGACCAGAUGCAUGCAACUUAAAAAGUUAUAUAAAGGUUUAUUUUUACUGAUUUUAAGUCAAAUUCUAUACAACCUGCUUCCUCGCCAUUUGGACCAAACCUGACACUAUAUGAGGCGGUGCACAAAAAUAGGACGCAGAGCACAUUGUCACUUCAGCUUGCACAAUCACACACACGCUCGUCGCUAAAGGGCAGAGGGGCUAUCUUACGUUCGUUUCAUUUCCCAUGGCAGUCUGAACACGAUGACACCUUCAGUGUUUGCUGUCUGUCUCAUAUGGCUGCUUGGGGGACAAAUGGCUCAGGCAACUGGUCCAAAGUCCUCAUCUAUUCAUCAGGACAGUGAUUUUGUAUCAGUUAGAGCUGGGGACGACGUUACGUUGCCAUGUUUCUAUAAAGGUGAAAUUGCUGCAAAGCUUUACUGGUAUAAACAACCUCUAGGACAGAAACCACAGCUCAUCUCUACUUACUACUUGUAUGAGGAAAAGGCCACCUUUUACAAUGACUUCAAGAACAACCCUCGUUUCACACUGGACACGGAAAAUGGCAAAAACUACUUGACCAUCGCAGAUUUGCACAUUUCAGACUCGGCUACCUAUUACUGCAUGAGGUGCUAUUUAAACAUGCUAGAAAUUUCAGAGACCAUUACCGUCGGUGUGACGGGUUCAGCUUCGAUCCAUCAGUCACCGUCUGAGAGCAUCCAGCCAGGAGGCUCUGUGACUCUGAACUGUACAGUACAAACUGGGACCUGUGAUGGAGAACACAGUGUUUACUGGUUCAAACACUCUCAAGAAUCUCAACCAGGACUCAUUUACAUUGAUGGAGGCAGGAAUGAUCAGUGUGAGAGGAAAGGCAACACACAAACACACACCUGUGUCUACAACUUGCCAAUGAAGAGUCUGAAUCGCUCUCAUGCUGGGACCUACUACUGUGCUGUUGCCACAUGUGGACACGUACUGUUUGGAGACGGGACCAAGCUGUACACAAAUGAUGAGGAUGCUUUCGGGUAUUUCUGGAGGGGAGCUUCAGCAUUCUUCAGCAUCCUGGCUGUUUUACUGGCUUUCUCGGUGUGCAUGAUGAACAGGGGAAACGGCUGCAAAACCUCAGGGUCUCGAUUGGGAUGUUCCGCUCCCUCCAAAGCAAGUGCAGAGGGUUACCAAAAUGCAAACAACCUCUAUUACGCUGCUUUAAGAGUGAACCUGACGAAGAGAUCAAGAAGACAAAGGGAUCAGACCUGGAGCGAGUGCGUGUACCUACGUGUAAAGCAGUAGAACUGGACAUGUGUUCUUUUGAUUAAGAAAUUGUAAUCUUGUAAAGCAAAUUUAGAUUAAAAUUGAUCUAAAAAA